GGGAGAAGGCAAUAAGACGCCGACAACUUCCCCAUCACACACAUCUCUUAAAAAGUCUGCAUAAUUUUUUCCUACCCACUCUCCGAUUGUGCACACUAGACGUGGCGUGCACCGUGCAAGGAAUCACACCUUGCCUGUUUCUGGAAAACAUUGUUAUCAGGCAGAAUCAUUUACAACUAAUGCGGGGAGCGCGGCUUUGAUCUGAGGAGCCUUUUGUUGCUGUCCUGUUCCAGCAUCCGACCAGCAGCAGCGCAGCGGAUCCACCUCCUAUCAGCGCCGUAAUCCAGUUACUCCAAGGCGGCCAGCGAGCAUCUCGCAGGGGGGUAGACCUCUGGCUCCCUCCGGGUAUUUAAGCCACGACCACCCCGACAGCGGGCGCUUUCUGCCGAACACUUGGACAUGAGAGGACCGGAGAGCGCUUGGCCAGCUUCAAACCUGCAAUUUCCACUAAAGACUGGGAUUUUUGGGGGUACGGGGGGAGGGGGUUCCUACAAUGGAAUGUGAAUUUCACAAUGCCCCACUACCCCGAAACACUGGUGUGAGCCAGCAGUUAGUUGCGUAGUCUUUGCGUUGGUUUGUCCAUUUAUUUAUGUCCCACGAGUAGCAUUCUAAACACUUUUUUCCGCGUUUGGGAACCAGAGGCUUUCUCCACUUGUGGUUGGAGCUGAAAGUGCAAAACGAAAAGAGAGAGAAAACGAGAAGGAGAAAGAGAGGAAAGACAUACGAACAGAGAGCACCAGAAGAAAGUGAAGGAUUAUGGCUCUGGCGACACUGUGCCUGUGUCUGUGCCUGUUCACGUUGACCUGCGCAAACUUCCCCGGGGUGACAGGGAGCCGACACACGGUCCACUGGAACAGCAGCAACAUCCAUUUGCGCCGGGAGGGCUACACGGUGGAGGUGAACGUGAACGACUACCUGGACAUCUACUGCCCGCACUACAACACCAGCCAGCGGGGCCCCACCGAGCAGUACGUGCUCUACAUGGUGAGCUACCGCGGCUACCGCUCCUGCGACCCGCAGAUGGGCUUCAAGCGCUGGGAGUGCAACCGGCCGCACGCUCCGCACGCGCCCAUCAAGUUCUCCGAGAAGUUCCAGCGCUACAGCGCCUUCUCGCUGGGCUACGAAUUCCACGUGGGCCACGAGUACUACUACAUCUCCACCCCUACACACCACCACGGCCGCAGCUGCCUAAGACUGAAGGUCUACGUCUGCUGCUCUACAGCCUCCCAUGUGGAGGAUGACCCCCUUCAGCCCACCGAGGAGCCGGACUUCACACUCAGACCCAGCAUCAAAAUACAGGACCUAGAUGACUACAACCCGGAGGUCCCCAAGCUGGAGAAGAGCGUGAGCGGCAGCAGCCCAUCGAAGGACCAGCUGAUCAUCACCGUGGCAACGCUCUUCUUCGCCGCCUUAUCCGUCUCCUAGCACCCGCCUCAUGGGCGGGGUCACACCACCCAAGCCCCACCCCCCUACCCCGAAAACACCAUCCUGGGGAACCCGGAACUCCCCAGAGGUGGCCGGGUGGAGUCUGGGGGACCGCCGAGAGAACGAGAGAAGAAAGAGAAUAAGAGAAAAGAGUGAAAAGAUGAUGGCGAUGAAAUUAAAGACUCCAGUGAAUGAAUGAAUGAUUGAGUGAAAGAGCGAGUGAAUACUGAUCAGGACAAGAGAUCAGAUGAACGUCUGGACAACAACAACAAAAAAAAGGAAGAACGGAGAAAUCAGUGAGUGUGGACAUAAUGAACGAGUGAAUGAGGUGGACAACAAUGAAAGAGAGAUUUUUUUCUUGGAGGACAACAGAUGACAGGAGUGGACACUGUGGAGACAGAGGUGGAUGUGAAGGAGGACAUCAAGGACUAUGACUGUGGACGGACAUGACAUGACCCCUGUAGUGCUCCUAUACACAGUCAAAAAUGCAGUGUUGACUCAACGCUUAGAGAGUCAAUUUAACAUCCAGAGUACUCUCUAAGUGUUGACUUAACACUACAUGUUUUAUUGUGUAGGCUUAGUAGCAGCAGUAUGGACAGUCUUGCUGGACUCGCACGCCUUUAACUUGCUCAGUGUGUGAUGCAUUAGAUGCCUUUAUCUGUGCCCGUGAGAGAGUCGUGUGUGUGUGUACGGCAUGCGUGCGUGCG
Messenger RNA from Engraulis encrasicolus (European anchovy), 2132 nucleotides. It is a transcript of the gene efna3b, whose product is annotated as ephrin-A3b. The coding region runs from base 757 to 1425 and encodes 222 amino acids. The record is from RefSeq and is a predicted model, not a curated record. Lineage: Eukaryota; Metazoa; Chordata; Actinopteri; Clupeiformes; Engraulidae. Gene Ontology annotation, biological process: ephrin receptor signaling pathway; axon guidance. The transcript has 5 exons. Gene Ontology annotation, cellular component: plasma membrane. Gene Ontology annotation, molecular function: ephrin receptor binding.